AGAGCUCCUACCUCUCAAAUCAAAGUUAGCUGCUGCUGCUUUGUGUACAGAUAAUUGCCACAUCCCCUGAGUUCCCAUAUGGUAAUAGAAAAUAAUAUUAUUAGUUUUCCAAUCUCCUCACUAGCAAUCCAAACGUUUGAGCAUUGGACAGGAUAGUCGGGUCCCCAAAAGCUGCAAAUUUUGGAGUUAGAAGUGUUAGGGAAGAAGGAACCUCCGACACAGAGACAGAGCCCAACCAUGGCAUCGAUCAGCAACCCUUUGCUUUCUUCAAACUUCUUUGGUUCUAAAAUCCUCCAUUCUCCUCCAACUCCCAAAACCACCAAAUUACCAUUUCUUUUCCCUUUCUCCUCUACAAGAAAGUCGCAAAUUGCUCAAGCUAUCCUCAAUAGAAAACAGCCCAUUUCAGAUUCUUUGAAAUCAAUCCCUUCACAAGCCACUUUGGCUGCUUUGCUUGUCUCUUCUCUAACCCCACAAGCCUUAGCCUUAGACAACGCCACUCCACCCACUCCACCACCUGUAAUUGAAGCCCAACCCACCAAACCCACCCCUUCAAGUACCUCUCCUUUCUCGCAAAACCUUCUCCUCACUGCCCCAAAACCUCAAUCCCAAUCCGCCUCUGACCUCCCUGAUGGCAGCCAAUGGCGAUACAGCGAGUUCCUCAACGCGGUCAAGAAGGGCAAAGUCGAGAGAGUUCGUUUCAGCAAAGAUGGUUCUGCCCUCCAGCUCACCGCCGUAGAUGGCCGCCGAGCUACCGUCAUUGUUCCUAAUGACCCUGAUCUAAUAGACAUUCUAGCUAUGAAUGGGGUGGAUAUCUCUGUCUCUGAGGGAGAUUCUGGCAACGGGCUUUUCAAUUUUAUUGGAAAUCUUAUAUUCCCAUUCCUGGCUUUCGCAGGAUUGUUCUUUCUCUUCCGCCGGGCACAGGGAGGUCCUGGUGGACCCGGCGGAUUAGGCGGGCCCAUGGAUUUCGGAAGAUCGAAAUCAAAAUUCCAAGAAGUGCCGGAAACUGGUGUAACAUUUGGGGAUGUGGCAGGAGCAGACCAAGCAAAAUUGGAACUUCAAGAGGUUGUAGAUUUCUUGAAGAACCCAGAUAAGUACACAGCUUUAGGAGCUAAAAUUCCCAAAGGGUGUUUAUUAGUUGGGCCACCUGGAACAGGGAAGACCCUGUUGGCUAGAGCAGUUGCUGGAGAGGCAGGAGUGCCAUUUUUCUCCUGCGCGGCAUCGGAGUUUGUUGAGUUGUUCGUGGGAGUUGGGGCAUCUAGAGUGAGAGAUUUGUUUGAGAAAGCCAAGGCGAAGGCUCCGUGCAUUGUAUUUAUUGAUGAGAUUGAUGCCGUGGGAAGGCAGAGAGGAGCUGGUCUUGGAGGUGGAAAUGAUGAGAGAGAGCAGACUAUUAAUCAGUUGUUGACUGAAAUGGAUGGAUUUUCAGGCAAUUCGGGUGUUAUAGUGUUGGCGGCCACUAAUAGACCUGAUGUUCUUGAUUCUGCUUUGUUAAGACCUGGGAGGUUUGAUAGACAAGUUACUGUGGACAGGCCUGAUGUUGCUGGUAGAGUGAAGAUACUUCAGGUUCACUCUAGGGGAAAGGCUCUCGCAAAAGAUGUAGACUUUGAAAAGAUUGCCCGGAGAACCCCAGGAUUCACUGGAGCUGAUCUGCAGAAUCUGAUGAAUGAAGCUGCCAUACUUGCAGCUAGGCGUGACCUUAAAGAAAUAAGCAAAGAUGAGAUAUCUGAUGCUCUUGAGAGGAUUAUUGCUGGGCCAGAGAAGAAAAAUGCUGUUGUCUCAGAUGAGAAGAAAAAAUUAGUUGCCUAUCAUGAGGCUGGGCAUGCUUUAGUUGGUGCACUGAUGCCGGAAUAUGAUCCUGUAGCCAAGAUAUCCAUCAUUCCUCGUGGUCAAGCUGGUGGUCUUACAUUUUUUGCUCCAAGUGAGGAGAGGCUUGAGUCUGGAUUAUACAGUAGAAGCUACUUGGAGAAUCAGAUGGCUGUUGCAUUAGGUGGAAGGGUUGCUGAGGAGGUGAUCUUUGGUCAGGAAAAUGUGACAACAGGAGCUUCAAAUGAUUUCAUGCAAGUUUCUCGGGUAGCAAGGCAGAUGGUUGAGAGAUUUGGUUUCAGCAAAAAGAUCGGACAAGUUGCCAUUGGUGGACCUGGUGGGAAUCCUUUCUUAGGUCAACAGAUGUCAUCCCAAAAGGACUAUUCUAUGGCCACUGCAGAUGUGGUGGAUGCAGAAGUAAGGGAGCUGGUGGAGAAGGCAUAUUCAAGGGCCAAACAUAUCAUCACAACUCACAUUGACAUUCUGCACAAGCUUGCUCAGCUGCUUAUAGAGAAAGAAACUGUUGAUGGAGAAGAAUUCAUGAGUCUCUUCAUUGAUGGAAAAGCAGAAUUAUAUGUUGCCUGAUUUCAAUUAAUGGACAACCAAGCCUUCUUGUAUUUUAUAUCCUUCACUCCCACAAUCACAUAUCAUAACCAGUUAACUACUCGGUGGCCCCAGAAAUGCUAGGGGUCAUGAAGGCGUGUGUAUAGGCAAGAUUCUAGUGCAAUUUUUUGUAUUUUUGCUCUUCUUGUCAA
Messenger RNA from Manihot esculenta (cassava), 2555 nucleotides. Its product is annotated as ATP-dependent zinc metalloprotease FTSH, chloroplastic. Gene Ontology annotation, cellular component: membrane; chloroplast thylakoid. Gene Ontology annotation, molecular function: ATP hydrolysis activity; ATP binding; metalloendopeptidase activity. Bases 238 to 2385 code for a protein of 715 amino acids. Gene Ontology annotation, biological process: proteolysis. Lineage: Eukaryota; Viridiplantae; Streptophyta; Magnoliopsida; Malpighiales; Euphorbiaceae. The record is from RefSeq and is a predicted model, not a curated record. The transcript is spliced from 5 exons.